CGCGCAACUGUCCAAAUGUUGCAACUGCGCUGCUCCUGAGAGGACACAUGUUCAGGAUGCACAGCCGGAACAAUGUGGCUUUAUUAACAACAGAGGAUUAAAAUUGUGUUGUUUUUUUGAGCCGAACAUUUAUUGUUAUAUAUAAUUUAAAUAUUCAGCAAAAGAAAAAAGCAAUGUUUCGACAAACGAAGGCGGUUCUCCGGAAACUUCGACAUCUGAGUUUUAAUGGACAGCAGCAUGCAUGGAGGCUCAAGAGCACUUCAGCAAAAGAGAGGGCAAGUCAGUACCAACCAGGACAGAAAAUCAAUGGAUUUACAGUCAAAGAGGUUGUAGUUGUCCCUGACUUGUUUCUCACAGCAGUGAAGUUAAGCCACGAUAAAACUGGAGCUCAGUACCUCCAUGCAGCCAGAGAUGACUCCAAUAACCUCUUCAGUGUCCAGCUCAGAACGACCCCCAUGGACAGCACGGGGGUCCCACACAUCCUGGAGCACACGGUGCUUUGUGGAUCUCAGAAGUAUCCCUGCAGAGACCCUUUCUUCAAGAUGCUCAACAGGUCGCUGUCCACCUUCAUGAACGCUUUCACAGCCAGUGACUACACCAUGUAUCCGUUCUCAACCCAAAAUGGGAAGGACUUCCAGAAUCUUCUGUCUGUCUAUCUGGAUGCAGUUUUCUUCCCUUGUUUACGAGAGCAGGAUUUCUGGCAGGAGGGCUGGAGGUUGGAGAAUGAAAACCCCACAGAUCCCAACUCCCCUCUGGUGUUUAAAGGAGUGGUGUUCAAUGAAAUGAAGGGAGCUUUCUCGGAGAACGAGCGCGUGUACGCCCAGCACCUCCAGAACAAGCUGUUUCCAGACCACACCUACUCCGUGGUGUCGGGAGGGGAGCCUCUAGCCAUCCCCGACCUCACAUGGGAGCAACUCAAACAGUUCCACGCCACACACUACCACCCCAGCAACGCCAGAUUCUUCACUUAUGGAGAUUUGCCGUUGGAGCAGCACCUGGAGCAGAUUGAACAGGAAGCUCUGUCCAAGUUUGAACGCAUCAACCCGAACACCGAGGUCCCGUCCCAGCCGCACUGGAGCAGCCCUAGAGAAGACCAUGUGACCUGCAGCCCUGACGCCAUGGCUCCAGAUCCAGCCAGGCAGGACACGCUGUGUGUGAGCUACCUGCUGGGAGACAUCACGGACACCUUUGAAGGAUUCACCCUCGGCCUGCUCUCGUCUCUGAUGAUCUCUGGACCAAACUCUCCCUUCUACAAGGCUCUCAUCGAACCCAAGAUAGGAACCGACUUCUCUUCUGUCGUAGGAUACGAUGGCAGCACCAAGGAGGCGUCGUUCAGCAUCGGCCUGCAGGGGAUGGCCGAGGAGGACGCGGAGAGAGUGAAACAAAUCAUCAGCCAAACCAUCGAUGACAUCAUAGAAGAAGGCUUUGAGGAGGAAAGAAUCGAGGCUCUCCUCCAUAAGAUUGAGAUCCAGAUGAAACACCAGUCCACAAACUUCGGCCUGUCUCUGGCCUCGUACAUAGCCUCAUCGUGGAACCAUGACGGCGACCCGGUGGAGCUGCUGCAGAUCAGCGACAGCGUUGCCAAGUUUAGACAAGCCCUGGAGGAAAACCCCCGCUUCCUGCAGGACAAAGUCAAACACUACUUUAAGGAGAACACUCACAGACUGACUCUGUCCAUGAGCCCAGACGAGGCCUACCUGGAGAAGCAGGCCAAGGUCGAGGAGGAGAAGCUCCAGAAGAAGAUCGACGCUCUGUCUGACAGUGACAGAAAAGAGAUCUAUGAGAAAGGUCUGGAGCUGCUGGCUGUUCAGAGUAAAACCCAGGAUGCCUCCUGUCUGCCUGCACUCAAAGUGUCCGACAUUGAGCCCACGAUCCCCAUCACUCCUGUUCACAUCGGCACUGCAGACGGAGUACCGGUUCAGUUCUGUGAGCAGCCGACCAAUGGCUUGGUUUACUUCAGAGCCAUGUGCAGCCUCAACACGCUGCCAGAGGACCUCCAGCUUUAUGUCCCGCUCUUCUGCAGCGUUAUUACCAAGAUGGGCUGUGGAGCUCUGGACUACAGGCAGCAGUCCCAGCAGAAGGAGCUGAGGACAGGGGGCAUGUCCGUCUCCACCCAGGUCACACAGGACUCCACCCAGCUGGACAUGUACGAGCAGGGCGUCCUCCUGUCCUCCUCCUGCCUGGAGAGGAACCUCCCUCACAUGUUUCAGCUGUGGAGCGACGUAUUCAACAGCCCCCACUUUGACGACGAGGAGCGCCUCAGAGUGCUGGUGAUGAUGUCAGCGCAGGAGUUGGCCAAUGGGAUCUCCUACUCUGGUCACAUGUACGCCAUGACCCGCUCAGGAAGACACCUGACUCCUGCAGGAUACCUCAACGAGACGUUUGGUGGGAUGGAACAGGUGAAGUUUAUGAAGAGGAUAGCAGAGAUGUCCGACCUCAGCCAAGUCAUCCGAACAUUACCCAGGAUCAAGAAACACCUUCUAAACCCUGACAACAUGAGGUGUGCAAUCAACUCCACUCCACAGAAGGUGUCUGACACAGCGGCACAGUUGGAGAGUUUUAUGAAGGAAGUCGCUGGUAACAGGAAAACACGCAAACCUGUCAGAACGAAUAUUAUUAAGAGGCCCCUAGACCCCCUGGACAACUCCGGACUGAGCAGGAAACUCAUCUCAGAGGUGAAUUUCCAGCCGUGUCAGAUGAAAACGUUCUUCCAGAUGCCCUUCCCUAUAAACUUUGUCAGCGAGAGCAUUCGUACGGUACCGUUCACCCACGAGGACUACGCCAGUUUGUGCAUCUUGGCGAGGAUGAUGACGGCGAAGUUUCUUCAUGGAGAGAUCCGGGAGAAGGGAGGAGCCUACGGGGGCGGGGCCAGGAUGGGAGGAGGUCUUUUCACCUUUUACUCGUACAGGGACCCGAACUCGGUGCAGACCUUGUCUGCGUUCCGUAGAGGUGUGGACUGGGCCAAGUCGGGACAGUUCACCCAGCAGGACAUCGAUGAAGCCAAACUGUCGGUGUUCUCAGCCGUCGACUCACCGGUGGCCCCCGCAAGCAAAGGAAUGGGUCGCUUCCUCAGCGGCGUCACAGACGAGAUGCUGCAGAAUCACAGAGAGAGACUCUUCGCCGUCAGUCACAAGAGCCUGGUAGAAGUGGCCGAAAGAUACCUCGGUGUCGGCCAGAGGACGUGUGGUUUUGCCAUCCUGGGUCCAGAGAACGAGACGAUUAAAAAGGAUCCAUCAUGGCUCGUAAAAUAAUCUGAUCAGCAGCUGUUUUAUAAAUAAAAACUUUACUGGACUCGAUAUGUUAGAGCGACAAGACGUACUAUGUACUGAUUAUUUAAAAAGAAUGGCAAAAAAGAUGAAGCUUGUGUUGUAGUCCUAAUCUGAUUCUUCAGAUUACAAUUUCUCUUUUUAUAUAUUAUGUUGUGUACAUAUUAAUGAAAAUAUCAUAACAUUACAGUAUAUAUUGGAAAAACUAAA
Anoplopoma fimbria (sablefish) is the source of this 3476-nucleotide messenger RNA. It is a transcript of the gene pitrm1, whose product is annotated as pitrilysin metallopeptidase 1. Gene Ontology annotation, biological process: protein processing. The transcript is spliced from 27 exons. Bases 174 to 3251 code for a protein of 1025 amino acids. The record is from RefSeq and is a predicted model, not a curated record. Gene Ontology annotation, molecular function: metal ion binding. Gene Ontology annotation, cellular component: mitochondrial matrix. Lineage: Eukaryota; Metazoa; Chordata; Actinopteri; Perciformes; Anoplopomatidae.